CCCGCCCCCUCUCGAGGGGCCCGGCCCCGGGCGCGGCCUGCGAUUCCGCCCGGCGUUCGCGAAGCUGCAGAGAUGGCGGUCACCGCCGAGGGCGCCCGUAGGAGGGAGCGCGUCCUCUGCCUGUUUGACGUGGAUGGGACCCUCACGCCGGCUCGCCAGAAAAUUGACCCCGAGGUGGCCGCCUUCCUACAGAAGCUGAGAAGUCGGGUGCAGAUUGGUGUGGUGGGCGGCUCCGACUACUCUAAGAUUGCUGAGCAGCUGGGAGAGGGGGAUGAAGUCAUUGAGAAGUUUGAUUAUGUGUUUGCCGAGAACGGGACAGUGCAGUACAAGCAUGGACGACUGCUCUCCAAGCAGACCAUCCAGAACCACCUUGGGGAGGAACUGCUGCAGGACCUCAUCAACUUCUGCCUCCGCUACAUGGCCCUGCUCAGGCUGCCCAAGAAGCGAGGGACCUUCAUUGAGUUUCGGAAUGGCAUGCUGAACGUUUCACCUAUUGGCCGGAACUGCACACUAGAGGAACGAAUCGAGUUCUCCGAACUGGACAAGAAGGAAAAGAUCCGUGAGAAGUUUGUGGAAGCCCUGAAAACAGAAUUUGCUGGUAAAGGACUGAGGUUCUCUAGAGGAGGCAUGAUCAGCUUUGAUGUGUUCCCGGAGGGCUGGGACAAGCGCUACUGUCUUGACAGCCUGGACCAGGACAGCUUUGACACCAUCCACUUCUUCGGGAAUGAGACCAGCCCUGGUGGGAACGACUUUGAGAUCUACGCCGACCCCCGCACUGUGGGCCACAGUGUGGUCUCUCCGCAGGACACAGUGCAGCGAUGCCGGGAGAUCUUCUUCCCAGAGACGGCCCAUGAGGCGUGACUGGGACCUGUCCUCACCCACUGGGACUUUCAGAGCCACAGACAGGUCUGAAGACAGGCCCUGGUGUUGGGUGGCUGUCAGAGCCUUCCUCCUCUGGCCCAGGAUCUGUGCUGCUUGCCACAGGGCCCACCUGGCAGGGCCAAGGCAGGCACCUGCGUGGACGGGACAGGCCCCCUGUGGUCAGCUCCUGCUGCUCCCAUCCUCUUGUCCUUCCCCUGAGGCCUGGCUACCAUUGCUGCUUGUACUUUUGAGCCAAACAGGUUUCUGUCUACACUGGGAGGAGGUAUGUAUGAGUGUUGGUACCAGGUAGAGCCUGCCCUGGCUGUCUGCCACAGGUGUGGGUACAGAGCAGCAGGCGAGGUACACACUUAUGAGGACUUCAUCUCACAAACAAUAAACAUUUCAGGGAAAAAAAAA
Molecule: messenger RNA, 1278 nt
Organism: Erinaceus europaeus (western European hedgehog)
Lineage: Eukaryota; Metazoa; Chordata; Mammalia; Eulipotyphla; Erinaceidae
Gene: PMM1
Product: phosphomannomutase 1
Exons: 8
Coding region: 73-861 (262 amino acids)
Biological process (GO): protein N-linked glycosylation; mannose metabolic process; GDP-mannose biosynthetic process
Cellular component (GO): cytosol
Molecular function (GO): phosphomannomutase activity
Source: RefSeq, a predicted model, not a curated record